Owenia fusiformis is the source of this 654-nucleotide messenger RNA. Lineage: Eukaryota; Metazoa; Annelida; Polychaeta; Sabellida; Oweniidae. The record is from the annotation of a GenBank genome assembly.
AUUUGAAAUAAAAAUAUUUUUUGAAAUUCAUAAAUCUUGAUAAAUCGUUUUCCUCUCAAAAUUAAAAUGUCUUGGAAGCGUUUUAUUGAUGAAAAAGCAAACCUUUUCCCCAUAGCUCAAGAAGAACUGUUUCAUAUAUAUGAAGCGCUGCAAAGGCAAAUGAAGCAGCCAAUAAGAACUAGCAACCCCUACCGUAUGAAGAUCACAAGGGACUGUCCUUAUCAGGUGUUCAAUAUGUUAUACCAGAUUGGAACUACCAAUAUGUGGGAGACUUUUAUAAAGGAAACAGAAACAAAUAUAAUGAUGGAGUUUCAUAAUGACAAAAAACUGAUAUUUUGGCUGGAUAUAAUGAACAAGCAAGGCUUCAAGAACAUUGAAAAAUGUCUUUUGAUAGAAAAAAGAAAGUCAGAUGGAUCCAGAAUGAAAGUACUUGUCAAUGAUGUCAAUCCUUUUACAAUCAGAUUUAGUAAGAGGCAAAGUAAACUUCACAUCGACUGUUGUUUUGGUUUCUGGAAUAUGUAUGGGGUGAGGCAGCAUCCCAUCCAGGACUCCAUUUAGAUACUACUGUAGAUACACUUAAUUUGACGCUACUUAAUUUGGCGGAUUUACUCAAUUUCAAAUAUUGGCGGCUAUUUAAUUUGGCGGAUUCAGGAC